ACAAUCAACAAUGAUAUCAGACCAAAAAAAAAAAAUCAACAAUGAUAGCUUUGUGCAGCACUUCAGUAACAAUAAUUUAGGUCUAUCUACAUUUAUAGUCGAUCUACUUAAAGAGUCCACUGAUUGUGAUCGCUUAUUAUGGCAUCUUCUCCAUCAUCACACAAGAGAACAGAGAGUGUAAUUUCUUCAUCAUCAUUUUCAUCACCUCCUCCAAAUAUGUACUUCGCUUCUCAGCAUCACAUUCCAAAUAACCACUCCGGCUUUCAAACAGCUCCUUCUUCGCCGGCGCCGGCGCCUCCAUCCACAAGUACUACUUUUUCGGCUGAUGUUUUACUCCAAAGUGGGCCUUUAACUCAAGUUUCUUCUCCUCUUUCCUCCCACACUACCAAACCCUUUACUCCUCUUCCUGCUGUACUUGAUGAAAGAGAUGCUCUGCCCAGUCACCAUUUGCUCAAAAUUAAGUCAUUUUCCAAACUUUCCAAAUUGCCCAUAGAGAAAUUCAGUAAUGAUUUUGAAGCUGGGGGCUACAAAUGGAACUUUUCUAUAUACCCAACUGGGGACAAAAGCAAAGAUGGAGAAGACCAUAUAUCUGUGUACUUGGAAAUAGCCGAAACAAGUACUCUCCCUACUGGUUGGGAAGUUAAUGCUAUCUUUAAUUUCUUUGUAUUCGAUCAAAUUCGUGACAAAUAUGUUGGUCCACAAGAUGCUAUAGUAAGGCGAUUCCAUUGUAUGAAGAAACAAUGGGGCAUUGUCAAAUUCAUUGAUCUCGAAACAUUUAACAAUCCUUACAAUGGUUACCUUGUCAAUGACACAUGUAGUUUCGGCGUUGAAGUUUUCACAGUCAAAACUAAUUCGAAAGCAGAGUGUUUAUCAUUGAUAAAUAGUCCGGUAACUCGGAAGAUUAGUUUGAGUUUUUCUAAUGUUUCAAAACCAACAAGCAGAAUUCAAAGUGGGUUAUUUCCUGCAGGAGACUAUAAAUGGAGAGUGUUGUUCUAUGCAAAUGGAUGCCAAUUAGAAGGCAAUAAAACCAACAAUAUUGUUUCGCUAUUCCUUGUUGUGGAUGCUUCAACGCUUGCUGCUGACACCAAAAUACUUGUGCAUUACACCUUUCGAGUGCAUGACAAAAGAAAUGGAAACCAUUUUGAACGAAGUGAUAUGGGACUGUUCGAUUCUUCUCCACGGGGAUUCCGUGAGUUCAUGACACAAACUAAAUUCAAAGAUAUAGAAAAUGGCUAUGUGGUGGGUGACACUUGCCAUAUAGAUGUAGAACUUAAAGUGCUUGGUUUAGUUAAAGUUGAAUAAUCAACAAUGGUCAAUGUUGCAUGAUCGUAAUUUGUUUUAGUAUUUAAAUUCUCAAACUUUUAAUUCAGUGUCACAUUCCGAAAUCAUUAUGGUCAAUGUUUAUGUUAUUUUUAGCAA
Cannabis sativa is the source of this 1419-nucleotide messenger RNA. RefSeq lists its product as uncharacterized. The record is from RefSeq and is a predicted model, not a curated record. The transcript is spliced from 6 exons. Gene Ontology annotation, molecular function: protein binding. The coding region runs from base 139 to 1302 and encodes 387 amino acids. NCBI's taxonomy places the organism in Eukaryota, Viridiplantae, Streptophyta, Magnoliopsida, Rosales, Cannabaceae.